This is a messenger RNA of Oryza brachyantha (malo sina), 992 nucleotides long. RefSeq names its product nifU-like protein 1, chloroplastic. The record is from RefSeq and is a predicted model, not a curated record. Bases 91 to 765 code for a protein of 224 amino acids. Lineage: Eukaryota; Viridiplantae; Streptophyta; Magnoliopsida; Poales; Poaceae. Gene Ontology annotation, biological process: iron-sulfur cluster assembly. Gene Ontology annotation, cellular component: chloroplast stroma; mitochondrion. Gene Ontology annotation, molecular function: iron-sulfur cluster binding; iron ion binding. The transcript is spliced from 4 exons.
GGGACGCCAUCACGGCCAAACAGCUAGCGGACGAUCGAGCGGGGCCGGAGGAGAUCGCCGUCUCCACCUCCGCGCGGCGACCUGCCGGAGAUGCAGACGACGACCACGCCCGUCACGGCGGCGGCGGCGGCGGUCACCACCACCGCCUCAUUCUCCUCCAAGGUCGCGGCCACCGCUAGGUCGUCGCAGCGCCGGAGCAGCUCCUCUCCGGCGACAAGAUUGGUCGCCAACCCCACUCACCGGCGGCCACCGCUAGCUGUUGGAGCCAUUGCCGGUCUGGAUCCAGUCCCAGCGGUGCAGCUGCCAUUAACCGCUGGAAACGUGGAGUUUGUUCUGGAUGAAGUGCGGCCAUACCUCAGUGCAGACGGAGGGGACGUUGCCCUCCAUGAGAUCGCCGGCAAUGUGGUCAGGCUGAAGCUGCAGGGAGCCUGUGGAUCUUGCCCAAGCUCGUUGGUUACGAUCAAGAUGGGCAUCGAGCGGCGCCUGAUGGAGAAAAUACCAGAUGUUGCUGCUGUUGAACCUGUUGCAGAUAAGGGGACUGGGCUUGAGCUGAAUGAAGAGAAUGUUGAAAAGGUACUCAAUGAUAUCAGGCCAUACCUUGCUGGCACAGGAGGUGGCAAGCUCCAGCUUCUCAUGAUCAAGGGCCCCAUUGUGAAGGUCCGGCUCACUGGCCCUGCUGCAGUUGUGAGGACUGUUAGAGUAGCUGUCAAUAAGAAGCUCCGAGAGAAGAUCCCAUCCAUUACAGUCGUCCGAUUAUUGCCAUAACCUGAAGACAUCUCUGUGCACCCCCUCAAGGCUCAAGCAACACAUCAGCAACACACUUUGUACAGAAAGUUGAUGUAUAUUUGUUGCAUAUUGGCAGGCUCUCCGAAAGUUGCUCAUCUCUAGUCAGCUCUCAGCACAUCAUUCAAGAUUAUAUUUUGUCUAGAUCUGUAAAUGGAGUUUUUAUAUGUUGCUCUUGAAGCAAAAAAGGAAAAGUAUUUCUUGGUGGA